This is a messenger RNA of Molossus molossus (Pallas's mastiff bat), 2035 nucleotides long. RefSeq names its product beta-1,3-galactosyltransferase 6 (gene B3GALT6). The transcript has a single exon. The coding region runs from base 9 to 1004 and encodes 331 amino acids. The record is from RefSeq and is a predicted model, not a curated record. Gene Ontology annotation, biological process: glycosaminoglycan biosynthetic process. Gene Ontology annotation, cellular component: membrane. Gene Ontology annotation, molecular function: UDP-galactosyltransferase activity. NCBI's taxonomy places the organism in Eukaryota, Metazoa, Chordata, Mammalia, Chiroptera, Molossidae.
GGCGCGCCAUGAAGCUGCCGCGGCGCGCGUGGCGGCACCGGACGACGCUGGGCCUGAGCGGCCUGGCGCUGUGCGGCGCCGCGCUGCUCUACCUGGCGCGCUGUACGGCCGACGCCCCCCGCGCGCCGCCCGGCCGCGGCCCCGGGCCCCCGCGCGCCGCCCCCGCGCGCGCCGCCGCCUUCCUGGCCGUGCUGGUGGCCAGCGCGCCGCGGGCGGCCGAGCGGCGCAGCGUGGUCCGCGGCACGUGGCUGGCGGCGGCGCGGCGGGGCGGCCCGGGGGACGUGUGGGCGCGCUUCGCGGUGGGCACGGGCGGCCUGGGGGCCGAGGAGCGGCGCGCCCUGGAGCGCGAGCAGGCGCGGCACGGGGACCUGCUGCUGCUGCCCGCGCUGCGCGACGCCUACGAGAACCUCACCGCCAAGGUGCUGGCCAUGCUGGCCUGGCUCGACGAGCACGUGGCCUUCGAGUUCGUGCUCAAGGCGGACGACGACUCGUUCGCGCGGCUGGACGCGCUGCUGGCCGACCUGCGCGCCCGCGACCCCGCGCGCCGCCGCCGCCUCUACUGGGGCUUCUUCUCGGGCCGCGGCCGCGUCAAGCCCGGGGGCCGCUGGCGCGAGGCCGCCUGGCAGCUCUGCGACUACUACCUGCCCUACGCGCUGGGGGGCGGCUACGUGCUCUCCGCCGACCUGGUGCGCUACCUGCGCCUCAGCCGCGAGUACCUGCGCGCCUGGCAGAGCGAGGACGUGUCGAUGGGCGCCUGGCUGGCGCCCGUGGACGUGCAGCGCGAGCACGACCCGCGCUUCGACACCGAGUACAAGUCCCGCGGCUGCAGCAACCAGUACCUGGUGACCCACAAGCAGAGCCUGGAGGACAUGCUGGAGAAGCACCAGACGCUGACGCGCGAGGGCCGCCUGUGCAAACAGGAGGUGCAGCUGCGCCUCUCCUACGUCUACGACUGGUCUGCGCCGCCCUCCCAGUGCUGCCAGAGGAAGGAGGGCAUCCCCUGAGCGCUGCGGCCACUGUGGUGGGGGCGCCAGCACAGACACCCCAGGAGCCCUUUGGGAACCCCUCACACACACACACCGGUCUUACACUGGGAGCGAACAGACUGGCUGGUUGUCUGCGACGAGUCCAGCACUCGAGGGGGACCUGGUUUUUCCAGUGAUCGGUGGGGCUUUAGUGCUAAUGCCAUGCAGCGGCGGACAACCAGGCCCCAGCUCCAGUCUGCACCCAGGGGUGCGCACAUCGGUGGCCGUAUCUACAGUAUAGCGCAAGAGCAUCUUGUUCUGUGUCCAGGAGACCCUGGGGCGUGCCAGGGCAAUGCAUCAUGUCCAGGUAGAAGGGUCCUACCCCUGGAUUUCAGCCGGCAUCCACCUGGGCUGGGAAGAUGCCCAGAUUUGGGUGUGAGUCAGAAAGAACCUCCCCAGUCUUAGGGGCUUGCAGCAGCACCCCCACCCCCUGCUGGUCCUCCUGCUGUCUGUCUCAAGUCAGGGACAAAGAGCUGAAGGCUGGAGCUGACCUGAACUUGCAGAACCUGACCCCAAACACAGAUCUGACUUGUUCUGGGUGGGGACUACAUCGUGUCCUGCAUCCACCGUUUUGACCAUCCACUUAGAAGUCACCUGCACCGAGAGCUGUGACCACUGCAAACUGAGCGCAGGCCCUGACCAGGGGCAAGCCAGUGGCCUUUAUGAGAACUGCUGCUGUUUUGUGCGGUCAGGUUACCUCCUUCGUGGCUUCUGUUGGCGUCAUUUGUGCGUAACUCCGAGAUCAAAGUUCGUUUUACAUCCAUUAGUUUUGGUCUCUGUGUCUCCGUAGAGUGAAUUUGUGGUACGUGCUAUUCAGCGUCUGUCUGCAAUUUAUAAAUAUUGUAAAUUUGUGUAGAUAAGAGCUUCAGUUGGGAGUGUGUGGGUCUCGGUAUUAUUUUAAGUCAUUUGAGAAGGUUUUUCUAUCAGAACUUGGGACUCGUGGAUUAAUCUGUUUUUACAGCGUGAACUGUAGACCCGUUACUGCAUGGGUGUUUAAACACGGAAGAAUU